Ceratosolen solmsi marchali is the source of this 1877-nucleotide messenger RNA. It is a transcript of the gene ninaB, whose product is annotated as neither inactivation nor afterpotential B. Lineage: Eukaryota; Metazoa; Arthropoda; Insecta; Hymenoptera; Agaonidae. Bases 1 to 1809 code for a protein of 602 amino acids. The record is from RefSeq and is a predicted model, not a curated record. Gene Ontology annotation, biological process: retinal metabolic process; carotene catabolic process. Gene Ontology annotation, molecular function: beta-carotene 15,15'-dioxygenase activity; carotenoid dioxygenase activity. The transcript has 10 exons.
AUGAGUACGAAAGAAGGCAUAAAUUUAUCGACAAACAUCCAGAAUAGUAAAUCUGAUACAACUGCAAAUUUGACUAAUUACUACCCAAAUGUUGAUACAUCAAUAUGGAUGCGUUCGUGUGAACAAGAAGUAAUAAAACCCAUUAUCGGUACGAUUUCCGGUCAACUUCCCAACUGGUUAAAGGGAACACUUCUAAGAAAUGGACCUGGCUGUCUCAAAGUUGGUAAAUACAGAUUUGAUCAUCUGUUUGACAGUUCUGCUUUACUCCAUAGAUUUGAAAUAAAUAAUGGAAAUGUGACAUAUCAAAGUCGUUUCAUUCAAACUGAUGUGUACAAAAAAAACCAUGCCGCUAAAAGGAUUGUCAUUACAGAAUUUGGCACAAAAUCUGUUCCUGAUCCUUGUCAAAGUAUAUUUGAGAGAGUUGCUUCUAUAUUUAAUCCAACAGAAAGUUUAUCCGAUAAUUCAAUGAUAUCUGUUUAUCCGUUUGGUGAUGAAUAUUAUACAUUUACUGAAUCCCCUGUUAUACAUCGUAUUGAUCCGAAAUCGCUGGAAACCUUAGAGAAGGUAAAUAUCGGAGAAUUUAUAAGUAUAGUGAGUCAUACAUCCCAUCCACAUAUAAUGAAUGAUGGAACUGUGUAUAAUUUGGGGAUGAGAGUAACAAAAAGAGGUCCAGCCUAUAUCAUUGUAAAGUUUUCACCUAAUAAUUUUAUAAAUAUUAAUAGAAUAAAAAAAAAAAAAUUAUCCAUGUUCGAUAAAGCUGAGAUAGUUUCAACACUUCAAUCAAGAUGGAUUUUAAAUCCGUCUUAUAUGCAUACAUUUGGAAUUACUCAGAAUUAUUUUAUUAUUGUUGAGCAGCCAUUAGCUAUUGCAUUAAUGUCCUUGGUGACUUGUCAAAUAAAAAAUCAACCAAUGUGUACUUGUUUAAAGUGGUAUGAAAAUGAAUAUACUCAUAUCAAUAUUAUUUCUCGUAAUACAGGAAAAAUCGUGAAAACUUUUCUUGCUGAGGCCUUCUUUUACUUACACAUAAUAAAUCAAUAUGAAACAGGAGAUGGUAAUUAUGUAGUUUUGGAUAUAUGUUGCUACCGUGAUGCUAAAAUGUUAGAUUGUAUGUACAUCGAUAGAAUGCAGAAUAUGCAUAAAAAUCCAAAUUAUUCCACACUUUUUCGAGGACGACCCCUUAGGUUUGUUUUACCCUUGAAAGAACCAUCAAGUAAUAUUUCGUCUGAUUUUAACUUAAUUACUAUCCAUAACGUAUACGAAACAUUAGAUACUGUAAAUGAUCAUCUCAAUGCUAAAAAGUUGUCGAGGGACAGUAAAGUUUUUAAUAAUAAUAAUAAUAACAGCAAAAUUAAUUUUCUUAAAAAAAAAGCAGCAGCUUUUAAACUACCAAAUGGUAAAAUCUUUGUAAAGCCAGAAUUACUAUGUGAUUUAGGAUGCGAAACACCUCGCAUUAAUUAUCAAUCGAAUUUUGGAAAAGAAUAUCGAUAUUUUUAUGGAAUAUCUAGUGAUGUCGAUAUUGAAAAUCCUGGAUCGAUUAUCAAAGUGGAUAUAAAACAAAAAACUAAAUUGGUUUGGUAUGAGAAAGGAGUAUAUCCUAGUGAACCAAUAUUUGUACCAGAUCCAAAUGGAAAUAAUGAAGAUGAUGGAAUCGUUCUUAGUGCACUCGUUUGGGGUCAAGAACGCGAAUCAGAAGUUGCACUAUUAAUUUUAAAUGCUAUCACCUUCAACGAAAUUGCACGUGUCACAUUUAAAACACCUGGUCCAGUGCCAAAGUGUUUACAUGGAUGGUUCAGUAGUAUUGUUUCUUAAAUGUCUGAUUUCUUAUGAAAAAUAAUUUUCUUUACAAAUAUCUAGUUUUUAGAAUCCUAAAUAAUUAC